Sinocyclocheilus anshuiensis is the source of this 5427-nucleotide messenger RNA. RefSeq lists its product as uncharacterized. NCBI's taxonomy places the organism in Eukaryota, Metazoa, Chordata, Actinopteri, Cypriniformes, Cyprinidae. The coding region runs from base 207 to 4943 and encodes 1578 amino acids. The record is from RefSeq and is a predicted model, not a curated record. Gene Ontology annotation, molecular function: protein binding. The transcript has 20 exons.
CACUCCCCAUGUAAAUUGUGAAGGUUGUGUUUAGCUGUCAGUUUCGCGUGGACUGCUAAAAUUCACUUUCUCUAUCAGAAUCGUUUGUGGACAUUUAAGUGCAGAUGUGGGUGUUUAACUUUGAGAAGUUUUCGGUGUGAUAGUGCGCGAGAUGUUUAUCAUCACAGAAAUGUGCUGACGUAUGGGCUCAGCAGUUUGGCAAUAACAUGUCGUCCACUGAGGCUCCUCGGGAGUUCCAAGCUAAAGAGCGCAAAUGCAGAAACCAGCUGAAGAAGCGACUGGCAAAUGCUCUGUCAAGAGAUCUGAACCGGCUGCUGCAGGAGGAGCAGGAGACUGACGUCACUCUGUGUGUGGGUACUGCUUUUCGGCUGAAGGCCCACAGGGCGGUGCUGCUGGCCCGAGCUCCUCACCUCCUGCAGGGAACCGAAGCAACUACACCUGUCAUCCACCUGCAGGGGAUUGAACCUGCAGCCCUCAAGGACUUUAUACAAAAGGUGUACACAGAAGACAAGUGCCUGGUGAAGGAGAAUAGCACCUUAAAUAUACACAACGGCCACUCGCUGGUAGUGAACGGCACUGCUGUAGACGGCCAUGAUGUUGACUCUCAGGUCAGCUCUGACCCAGGUUUAGAGCAUUUAGGGCCAGCAUUAGGGCUUGGGGCAGAUCUUUUGGCUCUGUAUCAGAGGGCUGAUAUGUCUGACAUCAGCAUCCAGGUGGCAGAUAGAGUCUUUUCAGCACACAGGGCCAUUCUGUGUGCACGCUCAGAGUAUUUCAGGGCGAUGUUGUGUGGCAGCUGGAUGGAGAGUUUGUGUCAGUGUAUCACUCUGCAGGGUCUUGGUCCAGAUGAAAUGGAAAUUCUGCUUCAUUUCAUGUACGGUGCCAUCCUAGACUUCCCACCAGGAACAAAUGUCAGUCAGGUUGUGUUAGCAGCAGACAUGCUGGGCCUGGAGGGGCUGAAAGAUGUGGCCGAGAUGGUUCUGACUCGGGACUAUUGCCGCUUUUUCCCCAAGCCCAUUGAUGGAGUUCAGAGAUCUAUACUGGAGUGCCUCGCCAUUACCCACUCUAUAGGCCUGCAGGAUCUCUACUGCUCCUGUGUGAGAUGGGUAGCUGAGCACUUUGUGAAGUGCUGGUCAGAAAGAAAUUUUGCCCUCCUCCCUCCAGAGCUACAGAGAGAUUGCCUUAAUAAUGUCACCAAAAACAUGACGGUGCAGAGUGUAGUAUCUGUGCUGUGUGGCAGCGAGCAGCUGAUUGGCAGCCUGCCGGAGGUGAAAUGGGCCAAGCAGGUGCUGAGUCUGGCUAGUGAACUGCAAGAACAGUGUCUGCAGAUGACUGUCACACACCUGCCCCAGGUCACACACACUGCUGCCUUCCACGAUCUCCGAAGGAGAGAGGAGUUCACAUGUGACCCCACUCUCCUGAGGAAGGUGUGCGUAGCCGUGCGGGAGGGCGUUACUGUGGAGAACUGCUGUGACCUGUUCACUGCUGUGAACCGGCUGAGCGGUGACCCGAAUGAGGUAGAUGUUAUCACAGAAGACCAAGCCAAUCAGGAGCCAUUCAGGCGUGAGCUGUGUUCGCUGCGCACGAAGCUCUGGACCUUCCUGCUUCAGUCCUUCUUUGCAGUGCGGCACACACAAGGAUGGGACGCACUGCAACCCAGAUAUCGAGAAAAAAUACUCGCAGCUGCUCUUGAUAAAGGAGACUGUAGACGGCUUGGAAAAAAACCUGUGCUCACCAGCUCUCAGAAACCUACAAAAUGCCUCUCGGGCACUUCAUCUCCAUGUGAUAGCCCUACUCAUCCUCUUAUUAAGGUAUCACAGGGUCCACGUGCUUCCCCUGCAAGAUCUGUAGCUGCUGCAUCAGGCACCAUGAAGUCUGAUGCUCUAGGGCCAACAGCUCACACGGCUCCUUCUGGCAAAACAAAAGCUAGUAACAACGCCUCACUCAGAAGUAAAAAUGAUAAGGUUAAGCCAACUCAAACGCCAGCUAAAACCAAGACUACGUCUACUGUUAAACCAGUGCUGAAUGGCACUGGUGGUGGUGCUCAACGGGAGAAUUCCACUGCUUCAGGUGCCCGUGGUUCACCCACAGGGAAGACGGUGAUGGACACGAAGCCAAACCCAGGAGCAAGGCCAAAGUCUUCCCCUGCUGGGUCUGAUCUCUCGGCAGGCCAGACUAGAGGAGGAAAAGUGCAGAAGAACACAAUGUCAGGGAAAGAUCUGCCUCAGGAAUCAGCCAGCAAUGCUCAGAAUACUCCAUCUAACUCUGGCAGCACUUCACCAGACAACAGCGCUCGGAGUCCUCGCAAGAAUGGCCACAGUACACCAACAGGUCUCAGGUCAAAACUUCAAGCCAAGGCAACAACAAAAUCUCCUCUGACCAAACCUGCUCAAACACCAGACACUGACAAGACUAGCAGCCCCACUAAUAAAUCAACCAAGACUAAACCUACCACAACCAGUCGUGCAGUACCUGGAGUUCCUGCAUCCCGCUCAGAUCCAAAGAGCAAAAGCACCGUGUCAGAGAACCUUGCUUCAUCCAGACCUGGUUCAGCCCUUAGCUCUAGAAAGCCUGCUUCCCCAAGAAAAGAGGUAGAGAAAGAUACAUCUAAACCUGCAACUACAAAGAAGACCACAAAGGCCAUCCCUGAGUCAAGGCCCAGUGUCAAAGCUUCCACGUCUUCCUCUAGGCAGUCGCCUUCUGCCCCAAACAAAACAGGACCUAAACAGAAGACUCCAGAAACACUUCCAACAAAAUCAUCUCUAAAGUCCUCAGGGGCCGUCAAAACUCCUGCUGGCUCUAAAAAGCCAGGCACUGCUGUGAAAGAUUCAGUAUCCAGCCCUAAACAUUCAGACUUUAAAAAGGUCACUCAGCAGUUGAAUCCAGAUUCUACCGAAGGUAAGACAAGAAGCAAGGAACUGGUCACAUCUUGUCUGGAGAGUUCCAAAGUUCCUUCUUCCCUGGAGCAGCAUUCACUAGUCAGCCCAGCUGUACUAGACCAGCAAGAAACGGUUCCUGAGGGUAUAUCAGCAACUUCCGCUAAGGUUCAAGAUAUGGAGAAAAGCAGUGAUCUAGUGAGUAAAUUAAGAAGCAAAGAAGUGACGACUCAGUCAGUAACUCCGGACAUGCAUACAUGUACUUCUGGGCAGAGUGAGAUAAGCCUAAGUAAACUGGCCACAGGCCAUGCCAUUCCACCCCAUGUCACUGGACCAGAACAAGUCCUCAAUUCCAUGAACUCCUCAAAGGACUCAGACCUCCCUCCUGAUACACCUUGCAGUCUAGGGAGCAUUGAGACACCCCUAGAGGACUCAUGGAAUGGGCUUCAUCCCCAAGUUAGCCCAGAGUCAGAGACUGGCAGUGCCACUACUUCUUCUGAUGACAUAAAGCCACGGUCAGAGGAUUAUGAUGCUGGUGGCUCGCAAGAUGACGACUGCUGUUCCCAUGAGCAUGGCGCUUCAAAGUGUGGGACUAUGCGUUGCCCUGACUUCCUGGGUCGCAGCAGCAGUGACACCAGCACACCUGAGGAGCUCAAGAUGUACGAGAGUGGGGCUGGACUACGUGUGGAGGUACGGCUCAGAGGACGAGAGGCAGAAACUACAAGUGAAGAAGAGGUAGGGCGUCAGAGGCCACGUUCUUGGAUUAGAAAGGAUGAGGUGCCAGUGGAGGAGGAACCUUGUGAAAUGGAUACUACAUUAAAAAACUUUAAGGGCAUGCAGGACCACCAACUUUUCUCCUCUGAAGAAGAAGAGGAAGAGGAAGAGGAAGAAGAGGAGGAGACUGAAGAUGAAAGAUCAGAAGUUGAGGUGUUACCGAGGGGAAUGGCUCCCCCAAUUGCCGAGCCACCUCCACAGUUUCAAGGUAUUGUCAACCUUGCAUUUGAAGAUCCUGCAGAACAAGAGAAUGAGCAACCAGAGUACCAGUCAGCUUCUAACUUCCGUCGCUCUGUUUUACUCUCGGUGGAUGAGUGCGAGGAACUUGGAUGUGAAGAAGGAGGUGCCCAGACUCCGACACACCAGUCAAGUGAUUCCUUUGCACAUGGUGAUGUCUUCGAUGGUGAACCUCACAAUUCUCAGACAGACUACCGCUCCCAGCAGUCCACAAGCACAGUGAGGGCCAACCAUAUCUCCAACCACCAGGAAAAUGAACAGGAGCCCAAACCUGCAGUAUUCCUGACAGAGGUCCAGGGAUCUCCACAGGAGGAUUGUGCAUAUAAUCAAUCAGAUGCCCCUGUGCAAGACAAAGACACCAGAGACAUUCCUGCUCAGGAGCGCCCUAGUCACCUGGACCUCCGGCUGGUGGAACAGUAUGACAAUCUCCAGUCCAAACAUAUAGACAGCAGAAAAGCUGACUUGCGGCUAGACUUACCUGAGCCGCAGCUGACUGCGAGCUCACCCGCACACUCUCCAGCAGGGGACUUUGAUGGUUGUGACACAUUGGAUCAAACCUGCACACAUGACCGGCGGCCGUCUAAAGCCCUGUCCCCAAUUUACGAGAUGGACCUGGGAGAAGCCCUCGAACAAAGCAUGGAUGCUGACAGAAGCAAUGAUCCCCAACAGGAGGAGUCACGUCAGGAGGGUAAAGGAGUAGAGACAGAAGACGUUAAAGAGGAAGUGGACAGCGAAGACAGUAAGUUUGCAGAGAAAGACUGGAGUCUGCUUCGACAGCUACUGUCUGACCAAGAAUCUAAUCUGGGCAUCAUAAACUCAGUCCCAGAGGAUUUAAACCUUGCACAGUAUCUGAUCAAGCAGACGCUGUCCUUGUCUCGAGACUGUUUGAAUGAACAGGACUACUUGUAUCACGAAAAGGACACAUUUAAGCGCUGGGCCGAGCUUAUUUCUCCACUGGAGGACUCCACCACCAGCAUCACUGUGACCAGCUUCUCUCCCGAGGACGCUGCAUCUCCACAGGGCGAGUGGACCAUAGUGGAGUUGGAGACACAUCACUGAUGGCCUCCUGGACUGGAAUACAGCCAAUGUUUUGAUGGGACUCUUUGGAUUACUGCAUCCUGUCAGUGCUUAUUUAUUUUGGGGAGAAAGACUGAUCAGUUGAAGCUUAAGUUGACCGAAGUCACAUGUCAUUUUGUUCUCAUUGUACAGGUACUAUAUCAAGGACUGGAACAAUGACCUCUUUGCAGUUGUUUUGCAUGUGGGCAGUUUUCUAAGCUCUUGUUUACUUGAUGGGUGUUGCUUGAAUCUUUGUAGAAUACCAAAAAUGCAUUUUCUUGUUGCUCUUUUUGUCUCUGAAUGAUGACGCUUCUAAAACGUUUUGAACAGAGUGUAGAGAGUAAGUUGUUCUGGUUUACAUUCAUUGUUGUAUUUAAGACAAUAAAAGCUGUGUUGUUUGAAUUUUGCUGUUAUUGUAGGCACUUAGAAUGGAAUUACAGUAAAUUAGGCCGAGUUUUAGAGGAUUAAAAUGCAGAAAUGCAAAUCU